Messenger RNA from Xyrauchen texanus (razorback sucker), 1287 nucleotides. Its product is annotated as tetraspanin-4-like. The record is from RefSeq and is a predicted model, not a curated record. Bases 1 to 459 code for a protein of 152 amino acids. Gene Ontology annotation, cellular component: membrane. The transcript is spliced from 5 exons. NCBI's taxonomy places the organism in Eukaryota, Metazoa, Chordata, Actinopteri, Cypriniformes, Catostomidae.
AUGGCGGUCUCUGCUCUUAUAACAUAUUCAGUCACACUCUCGCUGCUCGACUUUUGGAGUGAAGUCAGUUCGAUCGAUCUAUAUGCUCAUAGUGACCUAAAGAAAGGUCUGCAGCUCUUCGGCACUGAAGGCAACAUCGGUUUCACCAAUGCAUGGAGUAUCGUACAAACUGAUUUUCGCUGCUGUGGUGUGACCAGUCACACUGACUGGUUUCAUGUGUAUAAUGCAACGCGUGUGCCGGACUCGUGUUGUCUGGAGUUCAGUGAUAACUGCGGUCUGGAGAAUCCUGGCACCUGGUGGACAGCUCCGUGUUAUGAGCGUGUGAAGGGCUGGCUUCAGGAGAAUCUCAUCGCUCUGUGGAUUUUUGCACUGUGCACAGCGCUAACACAGAUGCUGGGGCUUGUGUUCUCUAUGACGAUGUUUUGUCACGCAGUGAAAGUGGACACAUUCUAUGCAUAGAGACCAGCAGCACCUAACAGGACCAAAUCAACACACAACCAUUUCUGCCCAGCACACUCAUCUGUAUUUAUCUCUGUGGCCAUCAAGUGUAAAGUUCACAAUGCUACUGACAACAUGAUUUUAUAAUUCAAUACAAUUUUGAAUAAUGGACCAUUUUCUUUCUUGUCCAUUUUAGAAAAAAAGAAAAGACAAAGAAAUCACGGAGCAGCACUAAACAGGGAGACCAAUAACUAAUGUCAUUGUUUUAUACUUGUAUAAUUCCAUAUUAAUAAGUAUGCUAUGUAAUACAGAUAUUUAUAUUUAUUCAGAGUGAGUUCCCAACAUAUUUAAAAGGCAAGAUAUGAAAAUAUGGCCUCAAGUCUAUGAAGCAAAAACAGUAAAGACCUCAAGUCUAUGAAGCAAAAACAGUAAAGACUUUUUUGAAGGAACAAUCAAGUAUCGAUACUGAUGUAGGAACAAGCACAACUCUGUAGGCUGUUCAUCAGUCAUUUCUAAUUCAGAAUGUAAAAAAGUAAAAUGAGCACAAUUUAAAUGAAUGCUAAUUUACAGUGGCUGCAAAAAUUGUUUGGACAUUUGUGGCAACAAAUGGAAUUGUAUUUUCUUUUUUAAAAACUGGUUUUGCAAACACUCCCCCAUUUGCCAUUGGUUGGCAAACAGAUAGCCCAUCAACCAAUGCCAUUGUUUGAGCUAGAAGACGACAUGUCGGGCUGCUCAAACAAACAGAGCAAUGUUUUGAAAGCACCACACACACUCUUAAAGUAGUCAAUAUAUAAUGAAAAUAAUAUAAUGACAUUCAAGUCACUUCAAAGCAAGUGUCAUCUGCAAACA